AUGGAUCACAGUGCAGGAAUUCCUGUUGACCCGAUGCACAUCGAUCGGAAGCUUCUCUACACAAGCUUGGAAGAACGCAUCAAGUACCUUCACAGCUUCCUCGACUUCAACUCUGCUGAUAUCGAAGCAUUGAUGACCGGCAACAAAUACAUCAAGCAAUUGAUCCCCGCAAUCGUCAACCUGGUAUAUAAAAAGCUUCUUCAAUAUGACAUCACAUCUCGCGCUUUCCACACACGGACAACAGCCGAUGAGACCGAGCCCGAGGAGGAGUACCUCCACGAAGAGACACCGAAAAUCAAGCGACGCAAGAUGUUCCUGCGCUGGUACUUGACUCGCCUAUGCCAGGACCCGACCACAAUGGACUUCUGGCGGUACUUGGACAAAGUUGGCCUGAUGCACAGCGGAGUCGCACGCAGAACGCCACUGAACAUCGAGUAUAUCCACAUCGGCGCAUGCAUGGGGUAUAUUCAGGACAUCUGGAUCGAAGCGAUGAUGUCGCACCCCCACCUGUCCUUGCGACGCAAGAUUGCGCUCGUGCGUGCCGUCAACAAGAUCCUCUGGAUCCAGAACGAUCUCUUCGCUCGGUACCACUCGAGCGAUGGCGAGGAGUACGCGGAGGAGAUGUCUCAGUACAACUACUCUGACGAUCAGGAGGGUUAUCUUGGCGACAAGCGCAUUCUUGGAAGCGGCUCCAGUAGCUCGACCGAGGAUGACAGGUCCAGCAUUUCCAGUGGUAUAGCGCCUUCUAUAGAUAGUGCGGCGCCGAUGGGAAAUGCGGCAAAUAAUAGGUCCAAUGUGUCUGUGUGUCCUUUCGCGGACAUGGCCAAAAACAGCAAUUCGACUGAGACGAAGAUUUGGGCCAAUUGA
This is a messenger RNA of Penicillium vulpinum, 867 nucleotides long. RefSeq names its product protoglobin family protein. Bases 1 to 867 code for a protein of 288 amino acids. The record is from RefSeq and is a predicted model, not a curated record. NCBI's taxonomy places the organism in Eukaryota, Fungi, Ascomycota, Eurotiomycetes, Eurotiales, Aspergillaceae. The transcript is spliced from 3 exons. Gene Ontology annotation, molecular function: oxygen binding; heme binding.